This is a messenger RNA of Pyrus x bretschneideri (Chinese white pear), 1038 nucleotides long. RefSeq lists its product as uncharacterized. The coding region runs from base 1 to 1038 and encodes 345 amino acids. The transcript is spliced from 4 exons. NCBI's taxonomy places the organism in Eukaryota, Viridiplantae, Streptophyta, Magnoliopsida, Rosales, Rosaceae. The record is from RefSeq and is a predicted model, not a curated record. Gene Ontology annotation, molecular function: RNA-DNA hybrid ribonuclease activity; nucleic acid binding.
AUGGGGCUAGAUGAAUACCUUAUGCCUAUGGCUGAUCUAUCCAUAAAUGCAGUUACAAAACAUAAAGUUUUAUCUUUCAUAGAUGGAAAUGCUGGUUAUAAUCAGAUAAAAAUGGCCAAAGAAGAUAUACACAAAACAGCUUUUAGGUGCCCAGGACAUGUUGGAGCAUAUGAGUACUUGGUAGUGUCAUUCAAGCUCAAGAAUGCUGGUGGGAAGGAACAAGCAAUUUACUACCUCAGUAAAAUCCUUACUGAGGUAGAAACAAGGCAUUACAUGUUGCCUUGCCACAUCCACAUUAUUGCCAAGACUGAUGUGAUCAAGUAUAUGCUGUCAAAACCAAUAUUAACUUGGAGGAUUGGAAAAUGGAUUCUAACACUAUCAGAGUUCAGCUUUCAAUAUGUGCCUAAAAAAGCGAUCAAGGGACAAGCAGUUGCAGACUUCUUGGUUGAGCACCAAGAGUCUCAAGAUGAGAUUAUCAACAUCCCAAGAACUUUGGAAGUGGCCAGUGUGUGGAUCUCAUCAAGCAAAGCCUUCUCGGGGCAGAGAAUAAUGGAUCCAACAAGAGAUAAAAAGAAUAGCUGGAUUGUUAUCAUUGAUCCCAAUGGUACUCACCAUUAUUAUUCAUUCAUUCUAUACUAUCAAGAGACUACCAACAAUCGGGCAGAGUAUGAGGCGCUAAUAAUUGGCCUGGAAAUCUUGAUUAAGUUAGGGGCAACUGAAGUUGAAGUGUUUGGUGAUUCAGAGUUGGUGAUCAAUCAACUAAAUGGGGAGUACAAGUGCAGACACAUCACCAUGGUUGGUUAUUACUUGGCAGCCACUCAAUUGUUGGUUUAUUGGGGUACUGAAAUAUCAGUCAGCCAUAUCCCCAGAGAAUCAAAUUCAAUUGCCAAUGAAAUGGCACAAAUGGCUUCUGGAGCACAGAUCCAAGAAAGGAAGUUUGAAGUAAAUAUAGAAGUACAAAAGUGGAAUCUCCCAUCCAUCUUUGAUAGAGGAUUCAACAUAGAUGUGAUGACUAAAGAGCCAGAAAUAGAAGAUUAG